Glossina fuscipes is the source of this 874-nucleotide messenger RNA. RefSeq names its product serine protease snake-like. NCBI's taxonomy places the organism in Eukaryota, Metazoa, Arthropoda, Insecta, Diptera, Glossinidae. Gene Ontology annotation, molecular function: serine-type endopeptidase activity. Bases 168 to 866 code for a protein of 232 amino acids. The record is from RefSeq and is a predicted model, not a curated record. Gene Ontology annotation, biological process: proteolysis. The transcript has 2 exons.
AACAUUGUUGUUUCGCUUUUAAAAUGUAUUUAUAGUCUUUUGCGCUUUCCUUAGAGUGCAGAUCCUACGACAGUGUACCAAGUCUACAAAAUUCGUUAGAAGAAGGAUGCCGUUAUACAUCUAACUUUGAUGGUCGCAUAAAAGCGGAACCAAAAGAGUUUCCUUUCAUGGCGUUAAUAUAUAGUAAAAAAGAAGACUUGAUUGAUAGAAUUUGUGGUGGCACCUUGAUUAGCAAAAAAUAUGUUUUAACAUCGGCUUCCACAUUCCGCAACAAGGAUCAUCUCGCUAACUGGGUGCGAUUGGGAGAUUUGGAUCAUGAUAUCUAUACGGAUGAUGCUUUGACGCAAGAUAUUAAAACCAAAAACUAUAUACCCCAUCCUCAAUAUUACUUUAGCAAGCAGACCUUCUACCAUGACAUUGCUUUGAUUGAGUUGGCAACAGAGGCGGUCUUUAACGAUUACGUACGUCCUGCGUGUCUAUCUCUAAUAGAUGGUAAUGAUUUUCGAGAAUUUCUAUCUGCCGGCUGGGGCUUUGAUCCAUCGGAGCCUUCAACCCAUUUACAUAAAGUGAGAUUAGAUCGUCUCGAUGAUGACAAAUGUUUUGAAACCAUCAAACGCGAUCCUUCAGAAAAAGGUAUUAGCAAUCAUACCAACAUGUGUAUGAUUCCUUCUACUGGCGGUAGGGGUACUUGCAAUGGAGAUGGCGGCGGUCCGCUUUUUCUUAAUCAUCCCGACUUUCCCUGCCAAUUUGUCGUAGUAGGUAUUUUGUCAUACGGUCAAAGCGUAUGCGGAGCUAGAGACUAUCCUUCUGUUUUCACCAGAAUCAAACCGUAUAUCGAUUGGAUACAACGUAUCGUUUGGGAUUAAAUUAAAAA